This is a messenger RNA of Dovyalis caffra, 861 nucleotides long. NCBI's taxonomy places the organism in Eukaryota, Viridiplantae, Streptophyta, Magnoliopsida, Malpighiales, Salicaceae. The record is from the annotation of a GenBank genome assembly.
AUGGCGAACCGGUGGUGGGCGGGGCAAGUGGGAUUGCCGGGGAUGGACACAUCAACCAGUUCAGCAUCUCCAAUGAAAAAGCCAGAUCUAGGUAUAUCCAUGUCCAACAUCAAUAGAGAAGCGACCGAGAGUGGCAUGGGCAAAGAAGAAGAGCAAGAAGAAGAAAGAGAGAAUAGCGACGAGCCUAGAGAAGGCGCUAUAGAUGUCGCAUCUCGCCGCCCUAGAGGCCGUCCACCAGGGUCCAAGAACAAGCCUAAACCACCAAUUUUUGUUACUCGUGAUAGCCCUAAUGCACUCAAGAGUCAUGUGAUGGAGAUAGCUAAUGGAUCUGAUAUAGCCGAAAGUUUAGCUUGUUUUGCAAGAAAGAGGCAAAGAGGGGUUUGUGUGCUUAGUGGAAGUGGUAUGGUAACCAAUGUAACCCUCAAGCAACCUUCUGCCUCAGGUGCUAUCAUGGCUCUCCAUGGUAGGUUUGAGAUUUUGUCACUCACUGGAGCGUUCUUGCCCGGACCGGCCCCACCUGGGGCGACGGGACUAACUAUAUAUUUAGCCGGAGGGCAAGGACAAGUUGUGGGGGGCAGUGUGGUAGGAUCACUUGUUGCAUCAGGGCCGGUAAUGGUUAUUGCUGCAACAUUUUCAAAUGCUACUUAUGAGAGAUUGCCGCUAGAAGACGAGGAGGAGGGCAGUGGUGGCGCACAAGGGCAGCUUGGUGGAGGCAACAGUGGCGGCGAGGGUAACGGUGGAGGAAUGGGGGAUCCGGCUUCAUCAAUGCCUGUUUAUAAUUUGCAACCAAAUUUGGUGCCUAAUGGAGGACAACUGAACCAUGAAGGAUAUGGGUGGCCUCAUGGCAGACCGCCCUAUUAG